This is a messenger RNA of Aphanomyces astaci, 1734 nucleotides long. RefSeq lists its product as hypothetical. The transcript has 6 exons. Gene Ontology annotation, molecular function: N4-(beta-N-acetylglucosaminyl)-L-asparaginase activity. The coding region runs from base 376 to 1149 and encodes 257 amino acids. The record is from RefSeq and is a predicted model, not a curated record. Gene Ontology annotation, biological process: protein deglycosylation. Lineage: Eukaryota; Oomycota; Saprolegniomycetes; Saprolegniales; Verrucalvaceae.
CACGGGAAAAGCAAUGACAAGCGAAGGCGCAGGGCUUGGUGGCAGGGCGAUGGCGGCGGCCCCACUAUCUUUUCAUGAAGACGUGCAUCGUGAGAUUGUGUACGCUCCCAGAUUCACUCUUCCGUCACCAGUUGUGCUGAACACGUGGCCGUUUACUGCUGCGACGAACCAUGCCUUCGAUGUCCUCCGUACACCAGGCCAGUCUGUGCUGGACGCUGUGGAAGCAGGGUGCAACAUUUGCGAGGUGCAUGGCGUCUUCUCUUGAUCAUCCAUCGUUUCCUCCAUGAUUGAGGUCGUUUGCAGGUCCAGCAAUGUGACUUUACAGUCGGAUACGGUGGUAGCCCCGACACUUCGGGGGAGACCACUUUGGACGCCAUGAUUAUGGACGGCCACGACCAGUCCAUGGGGUCUGUCGUGUACCUCCGUCGCGUCAAAGACGCCAUUCGGGUUGCAAGGAAGGUCAUGCAUCAUUCAUCGCACUCGGUGUUGGCGGGUGACGGCGCGUUGGCAUUCGCAAAGAUGAUGGGCUUCCACGAAGAAUCGCUGACCACGCCGUAUUCGACCCAGUUGUACCUUCAGUGGAAAGAAAACCAAUGCCAACCGAACUACUUCAAAAACGUACGUGGCCAAGCUUCGUCGUGUCCGCCGUACGAUCCUCUUCCUCCGCACACAGUCACGACCAAUAUGGACCCCAGACAAGCAAUCAACCAGCACAACCACGACACGAUCGGCAUGAUUGCCCUCGACACCCAUGGGCGCAUGGCUGCCGGUACCAGCUCCAACGGGGCCAGCCACAAGAUCAUGGGACGAGUGGGGGACGCGCCAUUACCAGGGGCGGGGUGUUACGUCGACAACGACAAAGGCGCGGCGGCGGCUACCGGCGACGGCGACGUCAUGAUGCGGUUCCUGCCGUCCUACCAAGCAGUUCAAGACAUGGGAGCUGGCAUGCAUCCCAAGGCGGCAUGUGAGAAGGCGCUGCGACGGAUUGCGGACAAGGUGCCGUCGUUCAAAGGAGGCAUGGUGUGCCUCAACGCGCAAGGGGUGUAUGGCGGGGCGGGGCACGGCUGGGGGUUCUCGUACUCGGUGCGCACGGCGGACAUGGCCGAGGCGGCGGUGGUGCAAGUGCCGCCGAUGAUUGUACAUGCUUAAGUAGUCGAAACGGGGGGCGUGUUGCAAGUUAAUCUAAGUCGAAACUACAAAAAGUACGGCACGGCCGAGCGAUGCGACGCGUGCUCCGACGACUCGGGGACUUCACGAAACAGUUUGAACUCGCGGUUCAAGUGCUCGUCAAAGGCGAGGAUGGCGGCGACGUUGCCGACGCGGUAGCAGUAGUUUGGUGCAGACCACACUGUCACGAGGUUCUUGUCUGGAAACAUGUAGCUGUACCCUUCUUGGACCAGUUGAUGGGCGCGGCAGAUGAGAUCAAGGCCGUUGAGGUGGUUGAACUAGACACAUUUGACGUUAUCCAGUGACGUUAGCACGUCCAACGUCAACGUGACCGUAUCCACCUCUUGAGUGACUUUCCACCCAAACAAAAAGCCCGCGCCACGAGGACUCAUCGCCCACGCUUCAAUAUCUUCUGGGUCGGACCACAUCAAGUCGGAAAACGCGCCUUCAUGCGGGAUUUCUGUUUGACGCUCGAUUGUGCGGACCUAUUCCAGCACCAUGAUGCACGUUGGGAUCGAAGGGGAUGGUCAUGUAGACGGCAUAUACUUGGUCCAACGUUCGGAUCUC